CAAGAAGCGACCGACCGGCGGGGGAGGCAGGCAAGGCAAAGGAAAGGACAGGGGGAGUUUAGGCUGUGUCCCGUAUUUGGAAUAAGCAAGACUAGACUACAGCUUUGCUCUUGACGUGAAACGAGCUCCUCUGUAACCUUCAAAAGGACCCGCAUUUUUGACGGCUAACUUACUGUUGGGCUGUUGGAACUCUUGAACUAACCGUCGUGUUGAACUGUGAAGAAACUAAAGAUACAUUUGGGUUUCUGGACGAAGAAUGGGAUUUAAAGAACAUAUCUGCCAGCAUUGAGUUGUGAAAACAAGGGAAUAUUUUACAGUUGGAUGUAAAAUAACUAUACUGUCGAAAGGGGCCAAAUUCAGUUAAGCUCCGUUAUCACUGUGCGUCUUGUAUGUCAACUCCUGGGGGAAAGGGACAGCGAUGGCAUUUAAGAACGAAGAAAAGUAACGUUAACGGUAGCUCGCUGGCUAGCUAAAUAGCUAGCCUAGCAGGCUGCUAACUAAGCCUGUGUCGCCCUUCCAUUCCUGGAGUAGAGGAGGGGCGCUGGGGCUUUGUAGCAUUGCAGAUCUGCCUUACAUUUUUGGGUUGCUGCAAGAAUGGAGAAUCCUAAAUAUCUACCACAACAACUGAAGGGGAUCUGUUGAAUCGCAUCGACUCGAUUUUCCUUUUCAUUUCUCACAUAGAAGACCAGAACACUGCCAGUUUACGUUGGGAUUUCAUCAAAUCAGCCGGCCUGGGGCAGCCAGGGUCUGUAAUUGUGACUACUUCUUUUCGUAUAUGCCCUGUGGGGAUAGGAUUUAUAAAAUGGGGAAGUGCUACACGUCUUAAAUACUGGGUAUUGAGAGGGAGACCAUGAAUUGGCCGGUUUUAACGCCGAAUUAGCCCCGGCUUGUCCUCAACUCAAAGUUUUAUUAUUUUCGAGACAUAUUCAAGGUGAGAGAACUUCUUUACAGGCCCCUCUGUGCUAACUAACAGGCCGAGGAGGCGUUUGCUUAUUUGCCCCCACCAUCACCUCCAUCAUCAUUACUUCAAAAAUCAACAAGCCGGAAUAAUCAUGUCGGGAGAGGUGCGUUUGAAGAAGCUGGAGAAGCUGAUCCUGGACGGGCCAGCUCAGUCUAAUGGCCAGUGCCUGAGUGUGGAAACGCUGCUGGAUAUCCUGGUCUGCCUCUACGAUGAGUGCAACAACUCCCCACUCAGAAGAGAGAAAAAUAUCCUGGAGUUUUUGGACUGGGCUAAACCCUUCACUUCCAAAGUGAAGCAGAUGCGCCUGCACAAGGAAGACUUUGAGAUCCUUAAGGUGAUUGGACGAGGAGCCUUCGGAGAGGUUGCAGUCGUAAAAGUGAGAAACACUGACAAGGUAUUCGCCAUGAAGAUUCUCAACAAGUGGGAGAUGCUGAAGCGAGCCGAGACGGCGUGUUUUCGGGAGGAGCGGGAUGUGUUGGUAAAUGGAAACUGCCAGUGGAUCACCACCCUGCACUACGCCUUCCAGGACGACAAUAAUCUGUACCUGGUCAUGGACUACUAUGUUGGUGGUGAUCUGCUGACUCUGCUCAGUAAGUUUGAGGACCGGCUGCCGGAGGAGAUGGCCAGGUUCUACCUGGCUGAGAUGGUGUUGGCCAUCGACUCCGUUCACCAGCUACACUACGUCCACAGGGACAUUAAGCCCGACAACAUUCUGUUGGAUAUGAACGGCCACAUCCGCCUUGCUGACUUCGGCUCCUGCCUCAAACUCAUGGAGGACGGGACGGUCCAGUCCUCUGUGGCGGUGGGGACUCCAGACUACAUCUCCCCAGAAAUCCUCCAGGCUAUGGAGGAUGGGAAAGGAAAGUAUGGACCUGAGUGCGACUGGUGGUCCCUGGGCGUCUGCAUGUAUGAAAUGCUGUACGGCGAGACUCCUUUCUAUGCAGAAUCCCUGGUGGAAACCUAUGGGAAGAUCAUGAACCACAAGGAGCGGUUCCAGUUCCCACAGCAGAUAACAGACGUGUCGGAGGAUGCAAAGGAUCUGAUUCGUCGGCUCAUUUGCAGUCGAGAGCACCGAUUGGGCCAGAACGGCAUUGCGGACUUCAAGCACCACCCCUUCUUCGUUGGCAUUAUUUGGGAAAACAUUCUUACGUGCGAGGCUCCCUACAUCCCAGAGGUCAGCAGUCCUACAGAUACCUCCAACUUUGAUGUGGAUGAUGACUGCCUUAAAAACUCGGAGACCAUGCCUCCUCCCUCUCACACUGCCUUCUCUGGCCACCACCUGCCCUUUGUGGGCUUCACCUACACCAGUAAAUGUUCCCUAUCUGACCGGGCUUGCCUGCGGCAGCUGGCAGGGGAGUCGGGUAGGGCGGGCCUGGACCAGUUGGAUCUGGAUGUCCAGCGCGGCCUCGAGGACAGCCUGGCCACUGAGGCCUAUGAGAGGAGACUCCGCCGCCUGGAGCAGGAGAAAGUAGAGCUGAGCCGCAAACUGCAAGAGUCGACUCAGACGGUACAGGCCCUGCAGCACCCAGCAGGCGAGGGCCCCGUCGGUGUUAACAGGGAGGUGGAGAUCAGGAGUCUGAAGAGCGAGAUCGACAUCCUCAAGAAGCAGAUUGCUGACUCAGGCCAAAUUGAGAAGCAGUUGGAGGACGUAUCGUUGGCCCGCAGGGACCUGGAGGACUCGUCUAAACACACCAAGACUCUGGAGAAACAGAUGAAGAGUGUUACACAGGAGAGGGAUGACAUGCACAAGGAUCUUGUGGAGGCCAAUGAGAAGCUGAAGUCUCAGUCAAAAGAGCUGAAGGAAGCCCACAGUCAGCGAAAACUGGCCAUGCAGGAGUUUUCUGAGCUUAACGAGAGACUCACAGACUUCAGGUCAGUGAAGCAGCGCCUGGCUCGCCAGCUGCGCGACAAGGAGGAGGAGAUAGAGAGCCAGGGUCAGAAGGUUGAGGCUCUCCGCCUCGAGGUGCGAAAGGCCGAGAGGAGCAAGAAGGAGAUGGAGGUGCAGUCGGAGGAGCACACAGCAGAGGCUCAGAAAGAGAGGAAGCUGCGAGAGCGUAAUGAGCAGCACAGCCGACAGCUGGAGGAGGAGCUGGAAGGGCUUAAGUUGAAGCAGGCCGGCUCCUCUACCGGCCCGGCCUCAGCAGACCAGACCCAGGAGGUGGGACGCCUGCGAGGAGACCUGGAGAAGAAGACGCUCCUGUACGAGGAGGAGUUGGCGCGCAGGGAAGCACAGCACAGCACCGAGCUGAAGGCUCUGCGCAAGGAGCUGCGGGACGCCGAGAGCCAACACCUUGCCUUGCAGAAAGAGAUCCUGAUGCUCAAAGACAAGCUGGACAAGACUCGCCGUGAGAGCCAAAGCGAGCGGGAAGAGUUUGAGACGGAGUACAAGCAGAAGUACGAGAGGGAGAGAGUACUUCUCACUGAAGAAAAUAAGAAGCUGUCCAGUGAACUGGAUAAGCUGACCAGCAUGUUCGAGAAGAUGAGCAGCUCCAACAGGCAGCUGGAGGACGAGAUGAGGGAGCUGGCUGACAAAAAGGAGAGCGUAGCUCACUGGGAGGCCCAGAUCACGGAAAUCAUCCAAUGGGUGAGUGAUGAGAAGGAUGCUCGGGGCUACCUGCAGGCUCUGGCCACUAAGAUGACAGAAGAGCUGGAGGGACUGAGAAACACCAGCCUGGGAGCGAGAGCCACGGACAUGCCGUGGAAGAUGCGGCGCUUCGCCAAGCUGGACAUGUCGGCCCGUCUGGAGCUGCAGUCGGCCUUAGACGCUGAGAUCAGAGCCAAGCAGAGCAUCCAGGAUGAAUUGAACAAAGUCAAAGCCAACAACAUGUCCACAGAAUGUAAACUGCAGGAUGUGGAAAGUAAAAACCAGGAGCUCCUGGCUGAGAUCGACAGACUGAAGAAAGAGACAGAAGAGCUGCGGCUACGAAGGGGUGUCAAGCACCAGGAUUCCCAGAAUUCCUUCUUGGCUUUUCUCAAUGCCCCCACCUCAGCGCUCGACCAGUUUGAUCGCUCGCCAUCUGUUGGCCCAGCUAGCAAAGGCAGACGCGUGGACUCUAUGGAUAACUUCACCCCCUCCAACACGCCAUCCAGGGAAGAUGACCCAAAGUCCCACCUCAAGUCCCGCUCGCGGUCACCCUCCAUGGCUAGUGAUAUGGAGCCAAUAGAGUUGAUGGACCAUCCUCCUCGUACAGUCCAGACCCCCACCAUGCGCUCAGGGGGGUACGGCAGUAUUGGACGCUCCUCUCCUAAGCCCAAAGCACAUCAGUUUGUGGUGAAGUCAUUCUGCACACCCACUAAGUGUAACCAGUGCACUUCCCUCAUGGUGGGGCUCAUACGUCAAGGCUGCACCUGUGAAGUGUGUAACUUCUCCUGCCAUGUAACGUGUGCGGACAAGGCUCCAGCUGUGUGUCCCGUGCCUCAGGACCAGACCAAGGGCCCGCUGGGUAUCGACCCUCAGAGGGGUAUAGGUACUGCGUAUGAAGGCCACGUCAGGGUGCCCAAACCGACAGGGGUGAAGAAGGGCUGGCAGAGGGCGAUGGCUGUGGUGUGCGAUUUCAAACUGUUUCUCUACGAACUGGGAGAAGGAAAAGCUACGCAACCAAGUGUAGUCGUCAGCCAAGUCAUAGAUAUGAGGGAUGAAGAGUUUUCAGUCAGUUCUGUCCUGGCCUCUGAUGUCAUCCACGCCAGCCGCAAAGACAUCCCCUGUAUAUUCAGAGUGACGGCGUCCCAGCUCUCCCCCUGCAGCAACCACAAGCCCUCCAUCCUGAUCCUGGCCGACAGCGAUCAGGAGAGAAAUAAAUGGGUGGGCCUUCUCAACGAGCUGCACCGCAUCCUCAAGAAGAACAAGCUCAAGGAGCGCUUCGUCUACGUCCCCAAGGAGGCUUACGACAGUACCCUGCCGCUCAUCAAGACAACACAGUCUGCUGCUAUCAUAGAUCACGAGCGUGUCGCCCUGGGCAACGAGGAAGGUCUUUUUGUCAUCCAUGUCACCAAAGAUGAAAUAAUCCGGGUGGGUGACAACAAGAAGGUGCACCACAUCGACCUGAUUUCCCAGGAGCAGCUGCUGGCGGUCAUCUCUGGCAGGAACCGUCACGUCCGUCUCUUCCCCACGCAGGCCUUAGACGGUCGCGAGACCGAGUCCUACAAGCUCGCUGAGACGAAGGGCUGCCAGACCAUCGUCUCCGGCCCCGUCCGCAACGGCUCGCUCACCUGCCUCUGCGUGGCCAUGAAGAGACAAAUCAUAUGCUACGAGGUGAAUAAGAGUAAAGCACGUCACCGUCGGCUGCGAGAGGUGCAGGCCCCGGGGGCCGUUCAGUGGAUGGGUCUGCUCAGUGAGCGUCUCUAUGUAGGAUACCAGUCUGGCUUCACCCGCUACAGUGUCCAUGGUGACAUGUCCCCUGUCAACCUGCUCCACCACGAGGACCACACCCUGGCCUUCAUCCCCCAGCAGAGCCUGGAAGCCCUCUGCGCCGUGGAGAUUUCCAGCAAGGAGCUGCUGCUGUGCUUCAGCUCUAUCGGAGUAUAUGUGGACUCGCAGGGCCGCAGGUCACGUCAGCAGGAGCUGAUGUGGCCGGCUAUUCCCAACUCUGCCUGCUACAACGCCCCUUACCUGUCAGUGUACAGCGAGAACGCUGUCGAUGUGUUUGAUGUCAACACCAUGGAGUGGAUUCAGACCAUCCCUCUCAAGAAGGUGCGACCUCUGAACGUUGACGGCUCUCUGAACCUACUGGGACUAGAAACAGUCCGGCUUAUCUACUUUAGAAACAAGAUGGCGGAGGGUGAUGAGCUGGUUGUCCCAGAGACGUCAGACAACAGCAGGAAGCAGAUGGUGCGCAGCUUGAACAACAAGAGACGCUUCUCCUUCAGGGUGCCAGAGGAAGAGCGGCUUCAGCAGAGGAGAGAGAUGCUGCGAGAUCCAGAGAUGAGGAACAAGCUGAUCUCCAACCCCACCAACUUCAACCACGUGGCCCACAUGGGACCAGGAGACGGGAUCCAGAUCCUUAAAGACCUGCCCAUGGAAAGUCGCGCGGGCUUCAGCGGGUCAGUCAGCAUCCCCUCCAUCACCAAGAACCGGGCCGAGCCGGGCCGCUCCAUGAGCGCCAGCAGCGGACUGGGCAUACGCUCGUCCUCCCAGAACGGCAGCGCCCUCCGCAGAGAGCUGUCAGGAGGAAGCUACGGGUCGUCCAAACGGCAGACCAUGACCUCUCCCUCCGAGAGCUCCCUGUCCUCUGGUGGAGGCAUGGACUGUGGCGACGCUCCACUCUCACAGUUUGACAGAGAGUGGCAGGCAGUCUCACCGUCGGAGAAGACCCCCGAUCUGAAAAGGGCUUUAAGGACCCUGCUUAGUAAGAUGAAGGACUCGGACUCCCCCCGUCACUCCACGGCCUCCAACAGCUCCACCUUCAGCAGCCCUCCCAGUCCGGCCUCCCCACACAAGGCCAAGUCCCUGUCCCUGGAGAGCACAGACCGGAUGGGCUGGGACACAUGAGCCUCCGCCUGCCUCGCGCCCGCUCGACCUCACUAUCCGACCGACAGCACAGAACUCCAAACCCUCCUCCCCCUCCUCCACUGCAGCCUCUCGCAUCCUUUCUGAAUAUUCCCCCUCACUGCCCAGAGAACUGCACCUCCUGAUGAACAUUUGUCCCACUUCACAACCUCAAUUUGUCUCAUCGUACUUCCAAGACGGGGCAGAAACACUGAGAGAGAGUCCGUCGUCUCUUGGAGGGAAAUAUGUGAGGGAGGAGUUAUUCAAACGAGUGGUAGUGUACAUGUGGAUGCUGAUGUUUGAGGGUGCAAAUGUGUGUGUGUGAGUGUGUGUGUUUGAGAGAAGCUGUAUGCGCUUGCCAAGCGCGUGUGCAUGUGUUUAUUCAGAAAGGGCAUAUGAUAUAGGAAUGAAAAGCUCCCGUCUCGGCUCUUUUUUGCUAUCAACCGAAGCGUCGAGCUUCUUCAACUCUGUCCACGGCCCCCCCGUUGAGAUUCAUUCAGAGACUCAAAAACCUCACAAUGCAACAAAAACAGAAGAGGAUUAUUAUUGAGAGAAUUUGUACUUGUACAUAGGACCCUUUGGGUUUUAGGGGACAAUAUUUUAAUUUAUUUAUCAAUCUUAGACCAGGAAAGGGAGGUCUGCUUCAUGGCCUGAAUCAGACGGGUGGAGUUUAACCCCUCCUCACUUCCCUCCUUUGCUUUCUCUUUGGGUGAUGCAAAAAUUGAAAAUGUAAAAAAAAAAAAAGAAACGAAAAGGAGAAAGGAAAGCAAUGAUUUUUAGUUUUUUUUUCUUUCGCUCAUAUUAAGUGCAGUGACUUUAUAAUAUUUUUUAUUUUGACCAUCAGCAAAAAGCUACAAGCAGCGUUAAUAAUGCCGGCUCGUAUGACAUCAUCACCACAGCUCCUCUGUGCUACUCUCUUCCUCAUUGGUCCAGUGCGAGUGACAUCAUCCAGCAGCCCUGGACGUGUCCUCCAUCGUAGUGUAGACGCUCCACUUUGCUGUACAACCAAACUGACCAACUCACAGGUUCCCAUCACAAUAAUGUACAUAGGUUCAAAGUAGAGAGUAAUAUAUGAUAAGGAAAAUACUAUAGAGAACACGGGAAAGAAAAAAAUCCUCUGACUUUUAUUUUCCUUUGUUUUGAGAGUGAUUUGGGGUUUUAUUCACACAAAAAGCCAUUUUUAACCACUUUCCAGUUCUUUUUUUUUUUUUUUUUUUUUUACCAAUUGAUUUUAGAUUUGUUUGUUUUAUACUGUAUGUAUGACACUCAUUGUGUUUUCUUUUUUUUCCCCACUCGGUUUGCGUUUGAGUGAAGAAAAGUCAUGUAAGGAUGGACACUACUGCCCGUACUGUAGAGUGAACACGUGCAUUUAUCACACAUGUAUCUACGCACACAUGCUGAGGUGGUGUUUUUAUGCAGCAGAUGCCUUUGUCCUGCUCCUCCUGACUGUCAGAGGGAGCGUGGCUCUGAUCAUUUAAUCAACAGUUAUUGUGUGUUUGAAACUGGCUGAAGUACCUGGAUGGAAAGAUCAGUCUUGAUUUAACCAAAAAAAGGACAAAAAGAGGGAGACUGACAUUAUUUAGUCUUUCUGACAGCCUUUGCAUAUUUGAUUGAUCUGUUCAUCACUAAGCCACAUUUGUAAGAGCUCUUGAUUUAAAAAAAAAAAACACUAAAAAUGAGAAUGUAAACACUUAAAGUCAGCACCGUUUGUCUUGAUAAAGUGCAGAUAAAAUAACCUCAGUGCUACCUGUUGUCUGUAAAUUUAGCAGGGCUGGAUCUCUAAACCUCUCCAGGUGGUUUUCCUUCGGCAGGGUGGAAAGACCUCUAAAGGAGCAUUUUACUAUGUGGCAGCAGCUCCUGGCUGCAGAGCAGGACAUUCACAGCCAAAAACCUGUUACCUUAGUUCAUCUUCUGCAGCUUCCAGAUGGAUAUAAAAGUGUUUUAGUCGAGGAGUCGCUCAUCGGGCAGAACGUAAAACUGUAAGGGAACAAUGUGCAUAAUAGAGCUGUUAAACAUUAACUAAAUGUGGUAUCUGUAAGAACGCACAUUCUGUACGAAACUGGCCUGUUGGUGACGGUGCAGAGGGUUUCCUCUUCAGCAACAGGCUGAAGGCGUAACGUUCAGAUUCCUGGCUCACAAUCCAGUUUAUUCCACUUGUGUUGUUUGUUAGAAAGGGAAACAAAAACUUUGGUGGUCAUUCCUGCCGACUCCCCCGUUGAAACGCAACAAAGUAGCUCUACAACAACCCAUUCCAAGUGUUUUUUUUAGUAUUCCAUUUUAUAUGAAGAGAGAGGGGGAGGUUUGGAGCGCCACAGUGCGACUCAGCUGGUUUUAUUCCAAACAACCACCUCUUAGAAACUUUUAAAGCUAGUGAGUCUCCUUAGUUCCUGCUGGAGUUUCUGUAGAAUGUAUUAGAUGGGGAGGGGUGAGGAAACUGUCUUAGCCAGGUGUUUUAUUAUUGGCCAAUAUUGUACAGAAAAAGCUGAUCCCAGACAUCCCAGUUAAAGGAGCGGGGAAUAGAAACUCAGGAAAUAUGAGAAGAACCAAUGAAUUAUUUUCAUUUCGAUGGAAAUGAGUGUUUGAUGGAUGGAAGGCUGGAUGAGUGAGGAGAUGAAUCUGGCUGUAGUGUACAGAACAUGUGGAGACUGCAGGAGGACGGGUGGAGAGGACUAGAAGAUGUGAGAAGAUGAAGGGUGACAGGUGGUUUUGAUGGCUGAGUUGCCACAGUGGUAAGAAAAUCUAAAAAAUCAAAAAAAAUCAAACGCCUUUGCAUUUCAGUGAGGUCUUAUCUACAGUACCUUCUAUAUUAUUUUUGCUCUUUCAUAUCAUAUUACACUUUGUUUUUUUUCUAGGAUUGCUUUGUAAUAAUUUGUACAGUUUUGCAUGUUAUAGAUGUAAUCAUUUUUGUUUUCGGUUUGUUGUUUUACUUGGACUUGCUCCUUUUUGAACGGUUUGGGCGUUUUACUGAGGAUAACCCACUACAGGUGAUGUAGAUUCUUUUUUGCACAAAAAAAAAUAUUUAAGGUGUAAGGUCAAAACAAAAAAUAAUGUAUGGAACUGGCUGCCACACUUAAGUGGAGAACUCAUAUUAACCUGACUCCGAUGUAUUUCAAUAAAGCGGAGGGCUGUUACAAAUACAAA
This is a messenger RNA of Cottoperca gobio, 9587 nucleotides long. RefSeq names its product CDC42 binding protein kinase alpha (DMPK-like) b (gene cdc42bpab). Gene Ontology annotation, biological process: actomyosin structure organization; peptidyl-threonine phosphorylation. Bases 1053 to 6449 code for a protein of 1798 amino acids. The record is from RefSeq and is a predicted model, not a curated record. The transcript has 43 exons. Lineage: Eukaryota; Metazoa; Chordata; Actinopteri; Perciformes; Bovichtidae. Gene Ontology annotation, molecular function: ATP binding; protein serine/threonine kinase activity. Gene Ontology annotation, cellular component: cytoskeleton; cytoplasm; actomyosin.